This is a messenger RNA of Vombatus ursinus (common wombat), 896 nucleotides long. RefSeq names its product NudC domain containing 3 (gene NUDCD3). Gene Ontology annotation, biological process: protein folding. The coding region runs from base 72 to 896 and encodes 274 amino acids. The transcript is spliced from 4 exons. Lineage: Eukaryota; Metazoa; Chordata; Mammalia; Diprotodontia; Vombatidae. Gene Ontology annotation, cellular component: cytoplasm. The record is from RefSeq and is a predicted model, not a curated record.
GCAGGCCGCGGCGCCCCCUGUCCUCGAGUGUCAGUGUCCCUCCCACCCCGGGGCCGACCGGGCCGGUCGCCAUGGAGCCCGGGGCGGCUGAGCUGUAUGACCAGGCGCUGUUGGGCAUCCUGCAGCACGUGGGCAACGUCCAGGACUUUCUGCGGGUGUUGUUCGGUUUCCUUUACCGCAAGACGGACUUCUACCGCUUGCUGCGCCACUCGGCGGAUCGCAUGGGCUUCCCCCCGGGGGCGGCCCAAGCCAUGGUGCUGCAGGUCUUCAAAAACUUUGAGUACAUGGCUCGUCAAGACGAUGAGAGGAGAAGAAAGGAACUCGAAGAGAAAAUGAGAAGAAAGGAAGAGGAGGAGGCUGUGGCAGUGGCAACUGCUAAAAAAGUGCCAGCCCCAGCCCAGGAGGUGGAGAUUGACUCUGCCGUGGAGUGUGAGCCUUCUUCAGGAGCUGCUGGGCAUCAGGAAACAAAGAGGGCGAAGCCCCCUGCACCUCCUGGGGGUGAGCGGGAGGCAGGUCACAGCUCUGCAGAGGCAGAACCUCCAGCAAUAGCUGUUGCUGAUGUUCCAGUUGAACCACCAGCCCUUCUCAAGAGACAGGAGCAGUUCCAGAAAAACCCCGACAGUUACAAUGGUGCUGUACGUGAGAAUUACACCUGGUCUCAAGACUACAGUGACCUGGAGGUUAAGGUGCCAGUGCCCAAGCAUGUCCUGAAAGGGAAGCAGGUAAUAAGUGUUAGAGCUUCUGAGUCACAGAUGAAUCUUAUGUUUGCCAACUCACAGAAUUUCAGAAGUGGGAGGGACCCUAGCAGCCAUCUAGUGCAACCUGUACCCAAGCAAGAAUCCCCACUACAACACACCCGCCAGGUGGCCAUCCACCCUGUGCUUGCAAGCUUCUAA